UCGCGCUUACCGUGUAUUGAGGCUCACUGAGUCAGCUUACCGGAUCACAUCGGAAUUGAAUCCAUUCACGUAUACGGGGGUAGCGCGAAAUAAUUAAAUCAGCAUCAGUUCGUCUCAAGUGGUUUUCGUAAACGGAACCGAUUAACUGCGCAAGUUGUACUUAUUAUAUUCGUCUAGGCUGGUAGUCCAUCCUCUUUGAUUGUACACUAAGAUAACCAUUUUAGCUAGGUCUAAUCGUGCGCGUUUGCUUUCGAGUGUCCUAAUUUCCUGGUGAUUAGUUUGGAUUGCAGAUUUCCAGACAGAUAAUUGAAUCACAAUGGCGGAGCCAUUGGUAGCAUCAUGUUGUCGGUGUUACUCCCUGCGAACUGGUUCGCUAAUUUCUGGCGCAAUGGGGAUCAUCCUGUCAAUUAUUUCCAUCAUCGUUAUCUUCACCACAAGAGUUGAGUUCAAAACGAUCCUCAUGGACUGGCUACCGCAGAAUGUAGUGAAGAUCAUUUUCGUACUGAAUCUAUGCAUGACGAUUCUCAUUUCAUUGCUAAUGAUUCUGGGUGUGCUUAAGAAAAAUCACUAUUUGAUGAUGCCAUGGGUAAUACUAGGAAUAAUGCUAGUUAUUGGACUUUUGAUUAGCGUUAUUUAUACAGCUGUGGUGUAUUUCAUCGACGGAUUCGUGCUCGGUGGCACUCUAUGGAUAGUUAUUGGACUAAUCUCAGUUGUCAUCUACACCUACAUGUGGGCGGUGGUAUACAGCUUUUUCGUUGAACAGAAAAACGAGAAUGAACGUGGACGAUACUCGAAACAGCCUUACCGACGAUAAUUUGGUACAAAAUUAGAUAUAAUUGGUAUAAAAUAUCAUUUACGCCAUUGAAAUUGACUUAACAAUAGAGACUAACUUUUUAUUUAUUUGUAGUUUCGUUAAAACAAGAAUAAUUUAUAUGUGUUAAGUUUAGAUGUUUUAAUUGUAUGUAACACCGAAUUUAAAUGUUUUCGUAAUAAACAUUGUUAACAUGAUCAUA
Molecule: messenger RNA, 1013 nt
Organism: Armigeres subalbatus
Lineage: Eukaryota; Metazoa; Arthropoda; Insecta; Diptera; Culicidae
Exons: 4
Coding region: 317-814 (165 amino acids)
Source: RefSeq, a predicted model, not a curated record